This is a messenger RNA of Phragmites australis (common reed), 1887 nucleotides long. RefSeq names its product glycosyltransferase BC10-like. Gene Ontology annotation, molecular function: glycosyltransferase activity. Lineage: Eukaryota; Viridiplantae; Streptophyta; Magnoliopsida; Poales; Poaceae. The transcript has 11 exons. The record is from RefSeq and is a predicted model, not a curated record. Gene Ontology annotation, cellular component: membrane. Bases 407 to 1543 code for a protein of 378 amino acids.
AUUUCUUGUUCUAGAUAUUGUAUCCAAGCAAAGCUACUGUGCAGCAGAUCCGGUGCCUGUGCCCGGUUGUUAGCACGUCGGCGACAGACUCGCCACCGCGACGCGCCUGCCGCGUGCCGCGCGCUUCCUCGGCACGGCAAGCAAGCCCAAGAUUCGAUUCCCCCGCCACCCCAUUCUCACGGCGUCUCCGCUGCCCACCCACCCUCUUCCUGGUCCCCCCGAGAUCACGAGACCACGCCACUCUCUCGCUCGCUUUUGGCCGCUGCAAGAUUCACGGUUGCCGAGAGAUCUGCCGAGCCGAGCUGAGCUGUGCUAAGCUUACUCUGCUCUGCUCUAGUUCACCUCAUGCCGCCGAGGUAGCUCCAGCGGCGAGCCGGCGGCAGCCACAGCCUCCUCGUUCCCGGAGAUGAAGCAGCGGAGGUUCGGCUACGGCCGGGGCAGGCGCGCCGCGGCGCUGCUACUGCUGCCGCUCCUGCUGCUGCUGUGCCUCUGCCUGAGCAGCCUCUUCAUCCUCCUGCUGCACGGCUCGUCCGCGCCCCUGGAGGCGGCGGCGGGAGGGGUGGACGCCCAAGCGGAGGUUGAGGAGGCGCCGCUGCCGCCGGGAAACACCAGGGUCGCCUUCCUCUUCAUCGCCCGCAACCGCCUCCCGCUCGACCUCGUCUGGGACGCCUUCUUCCGCGGUGACAAGGAGGGGCGGUUCUCCAUCUUCGUGCACUCGCGGCCAGGUUUCGUGCUCACCCGCGCCACCACCCGAUCCCACUUCUUCUACAACCGCCAGGUUAACAACAGCAUCCAGGUGGAUUGGGGGGAAGCGAGCAUGAUCACGGCGGAGCGCAUUCUGCUCAGUCAUGCUCUCAAGGAUCCGUUGAAUGAGCGCUUUAUUUUCGUCUCUGAUAGCUGUGUACCAUUGUACAAUUUCAGCUACACUUACGACUAUAUAAUGUCAUCAUCAACCAGCUUCGUAGACAGUUUUGCUGAUACAAAGGCAGGGCGAUACAAUCCAAGAAUGGACCCAAUUAUCCCAGUGGAGAAUUGGAGAAAAGGCUCACAGUGGGCUAUGCUAAUUAAAAAGCAUGCUGAAGUUGUGGUUGAUGAUGAAGUGGUGUUACCAGAAUUUCAGAAGCAUUGCAGGAGGAGGCCCUUGCCAGAGUUCUGGCGGGAUUGGGAUCGUCCUAUUCCUGCGGAGGCAUGGAAAGCCCAUAACUGCAUACCAGAUGAACACUAUGUUCAAACGUUGCUUGCACAAACUGGUCUUGAAGAAGAACUUACACGGAGAUCAGUUACACAUAGUGCAUGGGAUCUUUCAUCUUCCAAAGAUCGUGAAAGACGUGGAUGGCAUCCUGUAACAUAUAAAGUCUCUGAUGCUACUCCUGCACUUAUAAAGUCUAUAAAGGAUAUUGAUAAUAUAUAUUAUGAGACUGAAAAUAGGAGGGAGUGGUGUACAAGUAACGGAAAACCAGCACCUUGCUUCCUUUUUGCAAGGAAGUUCACACGUGGAGCUGGUCUGAAGCUUCUUAAUUCAUCGUUGAUAGCAACAAAGUGAUGAAUAUAGUCACAAGGGCAAGUGCCUUUUAAUGGUUUUACCCUUACUAGAAUACUCAGUUCGAAUAAAUGUAAAGGAAGGUACGGGCCUAUAGGGGAGACAGAAGAUAAAAACGUUUUUUUUUUUUUUGGUUCAGUGUGUGGGUAUCAUAUUAAUUUGUUGCUCCGUAGAAAGAUACAAUACAUGUUGUAAAGCAGUAGCUUUGUUUCUUUAACACGUAGGCUAGUACAUCACCAACCCAAGACUCCGCAUUGUAACAACGGUCCAGCAGUUGGUUAUGGAAUCCUGAGAAAAAUUUUCGGCAAAAUUAUGAAUAAAUGUUCUAUCGUACUGUUUGCAUAUUA